Molecule: messenger RNA, 1436 nt
Organism: Megalobrama amblycephala (Wuchang bream)
Lineage: Eukaryota; Metazoa; Chordata; Actinopteri; Cypriniformes; Xenocyprididae
Gene: gja10a
Product: gap junction protein alpha 10 a
Exons: 1
Coding region: 1-1416 (471 amino acids)
Biological process (GO): cell communication
Cellular component (GO): connexin complex
Source: RefSeq, a predicted model, not a curated record
AUGGGGGACUGGAACUUGUUGGGGAGCAUUUUAGAGGAGGUUCAUAUUCACUCCACCAUCGUGGGUAAAAUCUGGCUGACCAUCCUGUUCAUAUUCCGGAUGUUGGUUCUUGGCGUGGCGGCCGAGGACGUUUGGGUAGACGAGCAAAGCGAGUUCAUCUGCAACACGGACCAGCCAGGAUGCAAGAACGUCUGCUACGACCAGGCAUUCCCGAUAUCGCUCAUUCGCUUCUGGGUACUGCAGAUCAUUUUUGUUUCCUCGCCUUCGCUGGUCUACAUGGGACAUGCUCUGUACCGGCUGAGGGCUUUGGAGAAAGAACGACACAGGAGGAAAAUCCAGCUGAGAGCCGAGCUAGAAGAAACGGAGCCCCUCUUGGAGGAGCACAAGAAGUUGGAGAAGGAACUGAGGAGGCUGGAAGAGCAGAAGAAAAUGAAGAAGGCUCCUCUGAGGGGCUCCUUGCUGCGCACAUAUAUUAUUCAUAUCCUUACCAGAUCAGUGGUGGAAGUGGCGUUCAUUGUGGGGCAGUAUAUCUUAUAUGGCAUAGGACUGGAUCCUUUGUACAAGUGCGAGAGGGUGCCUUGCCCGAACAGCGUGGACUGUUACGUCUCCAGGCCGACAGAGAAGACCAUCUUCAUGGUUUUCAUGAUUGUCAUUGCAGGGGUUUCGUUGUUCCUCAACCUCAUGGAAAUAUCCCACCUGGGGGUGAGAAAAAUUAAGCAGACUUUAAGGGGACUCAAGUUUGUCGAGGACGACAGUCUUUGCAAACCCAAGCAUUCGACCAUUCAGCAACUGUGUGUGAUGUCGGACUUGUCGCCCCACAAAAACCCGCAGUUGAAAACUUUUAUCCCGCCGGGGCAAACGGACCCACCGCUGUUCUUUACCAGCGCUUGCGUCGGCUCGAGCAACGACAUGUUGCGGCAUAACAGUUUUGCCGCGGCCACCCUCCCAGUGUCCUGCAUAACCCAGCAGCCCCGCCAAAUGCGCCAGCCUAGCCAGGGAAUGAUCCAUGAACUGCACUCCCAGGCGUCCAUGGAGCUGCUAGAGGACCGGGAAAACCGAGACCAGCAUCUAGAGAGCAGUAACGGCUCAGAGAGGGACGUUAGGCCUUUUAACUCGGGUCAUCCGGGUUCUGAGAGUCAUACCGAAAUACCAGCCUGCCUUCGCAACGCUCUGCACAGGCCCAGCCGAUUGCCGGACCUGGGAAACGAUACUUUGGAGUCCUCCGAGAGCGACUUUUGUCAACCAAACAGAAAAGCCAGUUUCAUGGCCCGUAUGCCCUCAGACAGCAUGUCCGGCAGUCCGUCCUGUCCCUCCACUAGGAGUUCUGAGUCCGAGCUGGGCUCCCUCAACGACCUGCCCAUGAACCCACCACCAGGGGGGGGACGACGGAUGUCCAUGGCAAGUAGACACAAAUGACACACAACCACUCAGAUGGU